Messenger RNA from Gloeophyllum trabeum ATCC 11539, 4394 nucleotides. RefSeq lists its product as uncharacterized. NCBI's taxonomy places the organism in Eukaryota, Fungi, Basidiomycota, Agaricomycetes, Gloeophyllales, Gloeophyllaceae. The record is from RefSeq and is a predicted model, not a curated record. Gene Ontology annotation, molecular function: protein binding. The transcript is spliced from 4 exons. The coding region runs from base 27 to 4394 and encodes 1455 amino acids.
GAGCGUCGCUCGACGCUCCUCGCAUUAUGUCGCAGCUCGGGCCGUCCAGUUCGCAAACAUCCUUCCUCGACCCUCACACCUAUACCCACGGCGACUCGGUCCCCGGCCUUAGCGCGGAUGACAAUGACGAUCAAUGGAGCGUGCGCGAUACCGUCAACACUGACGAUCAGUCUAUGGUCGCAGUGGCCCGGAGGCGGCAGAUGCAGGAACUGGCAGGACAAAGUCAGGAUGAUUUGACCGUACGCGGACCCAAAAUUUCCGGAGAGCCCAAGGACGCUGCUGCGCCGGUCGUAAACUCCAAUAUUGAGGCAACGACGCCCACUAGCACCGGUCCCGAGGCUGCCUCGGACGCUGCCAGCACUCGCAGCUUGCCCUUGGUGCAGGUCACCAGUCCACAGUCUCCGACGCGACCGAGCACUGCGCAUGCCUCUAACUCGACCUUUCCAAACGGACCUGCAGACCCCAUGCUGUCCCCUAGCCCAUCGCCGAACUCGCAGCGCCCCAGCACUGCACAGGAGAGACGCAAUCGACAUCGGUCGACCGUCGACACUCGCGCCUCCAACCGUAUAUCUGGUUUCUUCUCGAACCUGAUGCACAGGCGCGACCCGAUGGCUAGUUCGUCUAUUCGACAAGGUACCCAAGAGGAAGCAGAACCUUCACCGACUCCUACGCGGCAAAAGUCGGAAACUAAUACUAGAUCCUCUUCACCUGUACGACCAUCUACUCCACCGCCGUCUCUGCCACCCCCCAGUCUGCAGGAACUCGGACUCUCUCUGUCGUCCAUAACGUCCAUUCUCUCUCCUUCCCAUUUCACUACACCACCCUCAAGUGGUGCUUUCUUGGCUCCCCACUAUCUGUUGUUAUGCCAUGCCCAAGGGCUCGACGUCGUUCCCCUAGUUGCACCGCCUGCGCCCCAGCCGUACGCUUUGGUACGCCGAGUCAGCUUCAAAAGCGUCGUAGUCAUGGAGCACCGCGGCGUACUGGUAGCGAUAGCUGGACGGCGAGACGGUGUCCGGGUAUAUGCGCUCGAAGAGGUGAAGAAGGCCGUAGAAUGGCGCAUCGAGGUCGAAGUCCGCAGAGAGGCCGAACGCAAGCGGCGGGAAGAUUCGAAACGAAACCCUCCUUCGUCAUCAGGCAAGGACUCUGACAAGCGGGCAUUGACAGAUAAGCAUUCCAAGUCCAAGCUGUCGAUAUCGUCUUCUGGGGCACCUGCGCCACCGGAGAAGCCUCCGCGUAAAGCAUCAUCGGCGUCGGCUUCUUCUGCGCCUGUGCCUUCGCAGGCUUCUUCUGCACGGUCGCAGCUGAAGAAGAGGAAGUCGAGUCCUCAGGUAAAGCCGUUAACUCAGGUUGCUCCUCCGGUACCGCCUGGUCCUCCACCGUCAUACAGCAGCUCGGUGGUUGACCGUACUCGCCGAGAGUCAGCAACUCCAGUGCCUCUGGAUCAAGCUCGGGCUCGCCGCUCGUCUGUCACUGACGUCCUAAGUGGGCCUUUGGACAGGCGCAACGCCAGUACUGAAACUCGGCGAGAAGAAUUGGACUUGAAAGGAGACUGGAGUGAUCCUCGUCAUUCUAGUGACGAUGAAGCGAUUAACCUUGUAUCUGCCGGCGCAAGCGGCAGUGAAGCGUAUGACGAGCGGACCAGUGCUAUGGCUGCUGGUGCCGCCCCGCCUGUGCCGGCAUCUACGUCUGGGAAUGGCCUGGCGCGUGUAGAUAUACCUCCGUUACCUCCGGCACCGGGGCGUGCGUUGAGUACCCAAAUGUUGACCGCUACCACUCAACGUCGUAGUCGACCAUCUAACUUGGAUCUAACAUCGAUGCGAGCCCAUACAAGUGCCGGCAUACCUCCUCCUCAUCCGUCUCCCACCCCUACGCUCAUGUCACUUCGCCAGGCGCUCACUGUUUCUGCCUCCUCUAAUGCUGCCGCGGCCUCUGAUGGCGAGCCUCCAGAUUCCGCUGCUAUGACAGAAGAUAUGUCAGAGCCUGCUUCCCCAACUGGAGAUGGUGAAGGCAAUGGAGACGGCGGUGAAGACGAAACGCCCAGAGAGGAGAUCAGUCUUGCCGAGGCUCUUUUGGAAAGCCGUAUACCAGAUCUUCCACCUGCUGGAAGCCGUCGGCCACAGCAACCUAUCCUUAUUACUGCUUCGCAUCCCAUUGCGACCGGAGACGAUGAGCCAGCUAGUCCACGCACCUCUGAGGCUCACUCUACCAGAUCGACCAUUAACACCCAGGAGCAACGGAGGCGAAGGCGUCGAUGGUCAGUGCUUGACCUUGUACCCGGUGGUUCACCGACGUCAUCUCAGGCGCCGCCUGUUCCUGAGACGGAAGUGCCAGCUACUGCCACCAGUUCGGCUGCUACGGUUCCUGUAGCUGACCGCAGACGGAGCCGACUCGUCCGUUCACAAUCAUUCCGGUCGCAGGGCAAUGCAGCCUCUGCCUCAAAUUCUGCGCGACCGUCGUCUUCCCCGGGUAAUAGCGUCCGUGCUGCCUCAUUGCCCACUACAGCAGAAGAUGCUUCCGCUCAGUCUAGCUCCACUAAUCGUCCUUCUUCCCGAUUCAUUUCGCGGUUGAUCCAGGACGUUCUUCACCCCCGUCGAGACGACGCGUCACAGGUUGUGGCAGUCCGGGGCGCCGAUCAGGAUGGGAGGAAGAUGGCUAAUGGACAUUCUGCACCUCACGCACCCGCUCCCAAGUUAGAGUAUGUGAAGCUACCUGGAACAAAGGGUGCAUUGUUAAUAAAGGCGGUGGAAACGGCCAAGAAGAGUUUCCUUGCCAUCCUUUGUGGUGACAACGGGGAAAAGGUGGAAUUGUUCGCUGGAACUUAUCGGACAGCUCUUGGGUUGUCUCGCACGUUCAUCCUCCCCGAUUCUCCCCGAUCUCUGGAAUUGCAACUGCAGGGAGAUGAUUUGGUUGAAGUGUUCUUGGUCUUCUCCCAGAAUGUCUUCGGUUUAGAACCUGCAACAGUACGGGUCAGAGAAGUACGCAUUGGUCGCGCGGAGCGCCGAGCUGCAAGGAGGAGAGCUCGGGAAACCAGACCUGAGGAAGCAGCGACUGCUGAUGCUGACGCGGCUCCUGCAGCCGAAGAGGAUACCAACGUCAAUGUCAGCAUAGGUGUACCCGUUCCAGCGUCCGGCAUUGCAGUCGCGAGCGAUACCCCUGGUUCUACUGCUCCUUCAGCAGCGAAUUCUCCAUUCGGCCUACCACCACCUCCUGAAGAUUCUCAGACGCCAGCAGAGACUUCGAACCCGACCACGUCCACUUCUACUGAGGAGUUAGUGGCACUAGCCACAGCUCACAUGGGGCCGUAUACUACCUUCCAGCAACUGUCUUUCUCUCCGAAUUUCCCACUGGCGGCUAUAGCAGAUGAGUACAUGAUUCCGCCAACGUACCCAUCUUUCCUACAGUAUCGCGCUGAGCACGAACCGGAGGUAAAUGGUAGUGCAACAGUAGACCUGGCACAAGUGAACUUUUCUCCGCCUGGUCUGCCCGUUCCUGCUCCUACCGCUCCGUCAAUGUGGUACUACAGAGACCCCAAAGGCGUAGUUCAUGGUCCUUGGAAGGCAUCCUUGAUGCAGGCAUGGUACAAAGACGGUCUGUUGCCCCCUGACUUGCCGGUUAGGAGAGAAGAAGACGCCGAGUUCAUUCUGCUGCGAGAUCUGAGACUGCAGAGUGUUGACCCCACCCAUCCGUUCCGCCCAACUCCACCCCCGAUGAACGUUCAAGCUAUGCCCCUGGUGCAUGAGCCCUCCAAACCACUCUUGCCCCCAAUAUCUCUUCUGGCCCAACCAAAACAUUUUGGACCGCCUGCGCUGUUUUAUUCCUCACGGGGUGGCCACAGUACCGCAAUAGUCGACGCACGGGGCAGAUCCGUCCUGAAGGCGCGAUUUGUUUGGUCCCAGGAUGAUGACGAUGAUACGUCUUCCGUGACCGGAAGAAUGGGGGAUGUGAAACGUCUUGAAGCAUUCGAUGUCAAGGAUCGUGCAGUCCUCGUCGCCAUGCGGCAAGGUGGUCUAGAAGCUGUCGACUUUGGAGACGCCCUUCUCAAGCCUGCAGAUGAAUCGAGGACAGUUCUGCCUCAGUUCAAUCCGUCCCUGUCGGUCAUCAAUCGACGUGCACCUUUCGUGUGGAAAAUUGGCACGCCAAUAUCUCCGACAGGAUCUCCGUCUUCUUUAUCUGCAGCAGCCAGCUCCAAAGCGGGCCAACGAAUGAAGAAAGGCAGUACCGGCCCUGGCAAGUCUCCCGGGCGGACAGAUUUCUCAUUCGGGCCCGACCCCGCUCAAGAUAAUCAGCUGCAGGAAGAGGUCCUGUUCCUAGGGCGGAAAGACGACGAGAUUUAUUUAUGUGAAAGACGAACUGGUUCGUUUCGGAUAUUACGACUGUCUCCCACUGGUGCAUAG